AUGAAUAUAUCGCAUAGGAAGAGAAAGGUUUCUGGAGGAUCUACGUUACAAGCUGAUCCAGCCUCUAAGAAGAGAGUUGAAAGGCUUUUCCAUAAAAGGUUCUCCUAUUCACCAAAUCCAAACCAAAGGAGGUAUAAGACACCAUCUCUAAGCAUUCGUGAAUGUGAAGCAUGGCAUAUAAAAGAAACCCAGCAGAUGAAAUUGGCCUUGAAUGCUGUGAAGGACAAACUAAGUGAUAAGGACAUAUCCCAAUGGCAUCAACAUACUGGGCAAAUGAAUUUAGCUGGAACAGUAAUAUCUGAAAUAAGAGAAAGUUGCAAGCCAGAACUAUGUACACAAGCUUGGUGCAAAUUUUAUGAAAUUGUGUCAACUUUUCAGCUUACUGAUUUUGACAAUCCAGAAUUCAAUUCAGUACAUCUCUGUGAGGCCCCAGGUGCAUUUAUCACGAGUCUGAACCAUUACUUAAUAUCUCAAGAUUACAAUGGCACAUGGACCUGGUUUGGUAACACAUUAAAUCCUUACUAUGAGGGUAACAAUGUGAGCCAGAUGAUCGCAGAUGACCGCUUCAUCUUACAUACUUUGCCUUACUGGGACUUUGGAGUGGACAACACAGGCAAUCUCAUGGACUGGGACAAUAUCCAGCAACUGAUGGCUACCUGUCGUGAGAUAGGUCCUAUCCACCUGGUGACAUGUGAUGGCAGUAUUGACUGUCAGGACACACCAGGUGACCAGGAAACGGUGGUAUCCCGCCUUCACUGCUGUGAGGCACUAGCAGCACUGUCCAUCCUCUCACAUAAGGGUUCUCUUGUCUUAAAAAAGUUCACAAUGUUUGAAUGUGAAACAAUCUGCCUUAUGUAUCUCCUCAACUGUGUAUUCGAUCAGGUAGAAGUUUUCAAACCGGCUACCAGUAAAAGUGGAAAUUCUGAAGUGUAUGUGAUCUGUACAGGUUUCCAUGGAUGCAGUGCUAUAGCAGGACUCAAUGAUUAUGUCAAAGACUAUUUCCAAAACCAUGAUGGGACUGUUCAGAUGUUGUUCAAUCGAGACGUCAUUCCUGAGGCGUUUAUAUCUGAACAUGUGGCAUGUUGUGAAAUGUUUACAUCACUACAAAGGGAGACAAUCAACAACAAUUUGGAUCACUAUCCAACAGUAUCAGAUCAGUAUGUUCUGUGGUUAGAGACAAUGAGGGAUUACUGUGCUGAGGUGUAUGUAACCAAGUUUGAUUUGAAACCAAUAGCAGUUAACUGUAGAAUUGGUCACAGGAAGAAGAGAAUGAACUACAUUGCUCAGAGCUUUAAAAAGGACGAAACACCUUUUGACCAGAAGCGACAUUCAGGUACUUUCAUAGAGAGACAUAAAUCAAAUGCAUUACCAUGGCAACAAAGAGUUCAUCAGUUGGACAGAUACGCUAUGAAGUCCCCAAAGAUCAUUUGGUGUCAGUUUGAGUCCUACCUUGAGGAAAUGGAUGGUGGAAAUUGUUUAUGUGGCAAGCCUGUAGCCCAUCUCAUCAACUCCCGCUUCUGUUGUGGCAAACUCGUACAACAAAUGCAGGAACUCAUGCAAAAUGCAAAGGACCACAGAACCAGCUCUCCCACUCUACCACUGUCCACUAUCACUCAUGUCCUGGAUGGCCUCACUCAUGCAUGUGACGAAGGUAGCAUUGGCGAGAGUUCAGAUGUCACAAAAGAGAGACUGCCCUACACUGUUGUCCUGUUAUCAGAUAACUUCCAGCCAUCACACACUGAUACAUUGACAGAUCCUCGCAUUUCAAAGGUGAUGCACAUGUCAGCAGCAUCAAUCAAAUCUCCUGAUGUCGAAGGCAAUAUUGUUUUCUACGUGGAUGUUACGACAGACAGCUACUGUGGGGAAAUGGAGAUUCUGUUCCAGAACGCCCUGUUGUCAUGGACACAGAUAGUACUGAAGAAACUGAGGAUGACUGACUCACUGAUAAUACGAAUGUCCAGUUGUUUGACUCGGUUUUCUGCUGGUAUCAUUUACAUGAUAGGUCACUGUUUCAGUAGGAUUGGUUUCCUCCAAGACACUGAUGGAACCAGACUUCAUAAUCUUCUGGUUUGUGAAGAAUACACAGGAAGUCCAGUCUUGGUCCUUCAGCAGCUUGAAUUGGUUGAGAAAAAGAUACAGGACCUUGGCAAAGAAAACAUUCCCCAUAAUUAUACAUUUGACUCUGAGCAUGAACUGAAUGUACAGAGUGAGAUGGACACAUUCCAUUCAGCUAGUCACAAUGCAGGACAGAAAAUCAGUUCAAACCCAGAGAAGACCCUUUUGGAAACUGUACCUUUGACAGUGUUACUUAAUGAUGCCAUGUUUGUGGCCUCACUAUGCCACAUUAAUGCAACACUGUUGAGGACAUUUGUUAGAACUGUAGGCGACUUGGAGAGAGAAUGUUAUCCUAAGGAAUCUCAGCUUGACAGCCUUAAAUGAUAGACAAGUUACAGAUACCUAUGGUGUGAAGAUGGGAGGCUAAUGGUUGGACUGUGAUUUUGAAACAGAAAGGUUAUCAAGAAGCUAGAAUACUGGGAUGAGUAGGGUACAUACUUCAACAACUGAUUGACCUCAAGGAGACUGGUAUAGACAUGAACAGUGAUUAAUCAGUAGGGUACAUACUUCGACAACAGAUUGACCUCAAUGAGGCUGGUAUAGACAAUGGACAUGAACAGUGAUUGAUAUGUAGGGCACUGACUUCAACAACAGAUUGACCUCAAGGAGACUGGUAUAGACAAUGGACAUGAACAGUGAUUGAUAUGUAGGGCACUGACUUCAACAACGGAUUGACCUCAAGGAGACUGGUAUAGACAAUGGACAUGAACAGUGAUUGAUAUGUAGGGCACUGACUUCAACAACGGAUUGACCUCAAGGAGACUGGUAUAGACAAUGGAUAUGAACAGUGAUUGAUAUGAAGGGCACUGACUUCAACAACAGAUUGACCUCAGUGAGACUGGUAUAGACAAUGGACAUGGACAGUGAUUGAUAUGUAGGGUACUGACUUCAACAACAGAUUGACCUCAAUGAGACUGGUAUAGACAAUGGACAUGAACAGUGAUUGAUAUGUAGGGUACUGACUUCAACAGAUUGAACUCUAAAAGGCUGUUGUAGACUCUGGAAAUUGACAGUGAUUGGUCAGUAAGGCACUUUCUUCAACAGAUAAAAGUCAAUGAGAAUAUUGUAGACACUUGACAUGGAUAGUGAUGGGUAACUAGGGUCAUGUGUUUAUCAGAUUGACCUCUAGGAGACUGGUAAAGACACUGGACAUGGAUAGUGACAGAUCAGUACAGUACUGACUUGAAUUGAUUGACCUCUUUGGCAUUGAUGUGAUGAGAUAACAUCUUCAUCAACAUCUGUGAGAUUGGUGUGGACAUAAAUAGGCUUAUGAGAUUUUUGUGGAAAUGAUUGACCUCUAGCAGGUCAGUGUAUGUAGCAGAUGACUUUGGUAGAUAGAUAUUUUUUAUUACAAGAUUGUUGUAUGGAGGAAAGACCAAUAAAAAGUUUUUAAAAAAGGAGGAACCAGUGGUGACCUGGCUGUGGAUAUGUGAGUAACCAAUUUCAGGGAGAGGAAAGAUUGAUGGGACACUGCUAUGGAGAGGUCAGACUUGUUGACACUGCUAUGGAGAGGUCAGACUUGUUGACACUGCUAUGGAGAGGUCAGACAUGUUGACACUGCUAUAGAGAGGACAGACUUGUUGACACUGCUAUGGAGAGGUCAGACGCGAAGGGCACUACUAUGGAGAGGUAAGACAUCUUGACAUUGCUAAGGAGAGGUCAGACGCGUAGGGCACUACUAUGGAGAAGUAAGACUUGUUGACACUGCUAUGGAGAGGUCAGACUUGUUGACACUGCUACGGUGAGGACAGACUUGUUGACACUGCUAUGGAGAGGACAGACUUGAAGGGCACUGCUAUGGAGAGGUCAGAUGCAUAGGGCACUACUAUGGAGAGGUAAGACAUCUUGACAUUACUAGGGAGAGGUCAGACGCGUAGGGCACUACUAUGGAGAGGUAAGACAUCUUGACAUUGCUAAGGAGAGGUCAGACUCGUAGGGCACUACUGUGGAGAGGUAAGACAUUUUGACAUUGCUAAGGUAAGACAUCUUGACAUUGCUAAGGAGAGGUCAGACGCGUAGGGCACUACUAUGGAGUGGUAAGACAUCUUGUCAUUACUAAGGAGAGGUCAGAUGCGUAGGGCACUACUAUGGAGAGGUAAGACAUCUUGUCAUUACUAAGGAGAGGUCAGAUGCGUAGGGCACUACUGUGGAGAGGUAAGACAUUUUGACAUUGCUAAGGUAAGACAUCUUGACAUUGCUAAGGAGAGGUCAGACGCGUAGGGCACUACUAUGGAGUGGUAAGACAUCUUGUCAUUACUAAGGAGAGGUCAGAUGCGUAGGGCACUACUAUGGAGAGGUAAGACAUCUUGUCAUUACUAAGGAGAGGUCAGAUGCGUAGGGCACUACUGUGGAGAGGUAAGACAUUUUGACAUUGCUAAGGUAAGACAUCUUGACAUUGCUAAGGAGAGGUCAGACGCGUAGGGCACUACUAUGGAGUGGUAAGACAUCUUGUCAUUACUAAGGAGAGGUCAGAUGCGUAGGGCACUACUAUGGAGAGGUAAGACAUCUUGACAUUGUUAAUGAGAGGUCAGACUCGUAGGGCACUGCUAUGAAUGGGACAGUAAAGGAAGAUACUACUUUCAAAAGGUCAGACUUGUAGGACACUGCUAUAGAGAGGUCAGACUUGUAGGACACUGCUAUAGAGAGGUCAGACUUGUUGACACUGCUAUAGAAAGGUCAAACUUGUUGACACUGCUAUAGAGAGGUCAGACUUGUUGACACUGCUAUAGAGAGGUCAGACUUGUUGACACUGCUAUAGAGAGGUCAGACUUGUUGCACUGCUAUAGAGAGGUCAAACUUAUUGACACUGCUAUAGAGAGGUCAAACUUGUUGACACUGCUAUAGAGAGGUCAGACUUGUAGGACACUGCUAAGGAGAGGCCAGACAAGCAGGGUGUCCAUGGAUGAGGAGAUUUACUAUUGAAAUACGAACUGCUAAUGGUAGAAAUGAAGUUUUUUUUCAAAUUUGUAGUGUCGAAGGAUCAUAGAAAGAUAAAGGACCUUCACCUAUUUUGGAUUGAAGAAAUAACUUCCUACUAACUGCAGAGAUUGUGUGAUAAAUUUUUAUAUAAAUAUAUAGAAAGGAAUUGCCUAUCAGCAUCCAGUGUUGGAGUUUUGUGUAUACCAUGAAAUAAAUACCUUCUUGUAUCAAUGAUCAAUAAAUGAAUUAUGUA
Messenger RNA from Ylistrum balloti, 5287 nucleotides. Its product is annotated as cap-specific mRNA (nucleoside-2'-O-)-methyltransferase 2-like. The record is from RefSeq and is a predicted model, not a curated record. Lineage: Eukaryota; Metazoa; Mollusca; Bivalvia; Pectinida; Pectinidae. Gene Ontology annotation, cellular component: nucleus; cytoplasm. Gene Ontology annotation, biological process: 7-methylguanosine mRNA capping. The coding region runs from base 1 to 2439 and encodes 812 amino acids. The transcript has 12 exons. Gene Ontology annotation, molecular function: methyltransferase cap1 activity.